Molecule: messenger RNA, 4176 nt
Organism: Linum trigynum
Lineage: Eukaryota; Viridiplantae; Streptophyta; Magnoliopsida; Malpighiales; Linaceae
Source: the annotation of a GenBank genome assembly
AAAUAUUGUUGGUUCGAAUAUUUCAUAUCUAAUUAUAGUAUUGAAUAUGUAGAAGCGAUAUAGAAUUCUUAAAUUACCAUUAAUUUCCAGGACUAUAGUGAAGCAAUCAUAUCUUUGUGCAAACUAUAGGGGACUGGUUCUCUGAACAUUUUUGUACGGUUAAAUACUAAGUUUUGAAACUCUUCCUAGGGGUCUGCGUGGGUCGGUUCGUUUGGGGUCAGAUAUUUUAAUCACCUAACUCAUAUACCACGAUUUUGAAAACACAAAAUACAAACUCACCCAAAUAAUUUAGAAUUUUAAUGGUUUGUGUCCUCCAUACCAAAUGAACCAAUUUACAUGUUGCUUACCUAAGGACGAUCUCAUUGUCCAAUCCCAUCAUUCUAAUGUCAAUCCAUAAAAGUAACUCAUAUUCGCGUUUGUUAAUACAUGUUUCACAUUGUCAUUACUGUGACCGGUAAAUUCGCUGCAACUGGUUCGGUAUUGCUCAUCAUAUGGCCUCCAAACUAAUAAACAUAUCGGGCCAGCAGUUUUAUGACUAAACUCAAAGUGAAGACAACUCAUCGUCUCGUGGAAUUUUGGCACUUGGUGGUGUCCAUUAAUCUAAUUGCAAGCAUAAUGAUUGGUAAAAUUAAGCUUUCACGCAACACACUUGGAGUAAAAGUUGAUAUUGGGUUUGGGAAGGGAAGUGGUGAGAGGAAGAAAUUGUGUUUGGAUUUGGUAGCAGGUAAAGUUCAUGGUUCGGUUUCUUUUCAUAAAGUGCUUUGAUUUAUUUUAGUUAGAGGUAUAAUAUCAUGGUUAUGUGGGAUCUAAUGAAUAAAAAAUGAGCUUGGGGGAUGGGAAUUUCAACUUAGAAGGAGUCGAUUAAAUUUUGAUAAACUCAACUUCAUGAUUAACUGAAAGAAUAUUCAGAUUUAGACUUUGUGGUAUUGAGAUGUUCAUAGAGAGUUUAAAACUGAUCCAAGGCCAUAGAUUGAUAUUGGUUAGUUGAUUUUGAUUUUGAGGAAGGUGUAUAAAAAGUCAUGGAAGUAGUUUGAAGCAAGUGAAAGCAGUGAAGAUGCAGUUGGUCAGGGUAGUGAUUGAAACAAGGAGGAUAUUGAAAGACAUAGAAGCCAAAUCGAAGCAGUUGAAGAGAGAGAAGGGGUAGAUGAUCAGGGUAUUAAUGAAAAUGGAGAGGGUAUUGAAGGACAUGGAAGUGAACUGGAUCAGGUGAAGACAGAGAAGGAGGAGAAGAGCAUAUUGAUGGAAUUUAAGAUGAGUGUUGGUUUUACGAGCUUAUUAAAACUGCCUUGAGGAAGAUGAGUUCGCCAAAUACAAGAAAGAGGAUUGAGUAGUUGGAGAUCAAGCUGACAAAAAACUCAAUUGAUAGAGAAAUUCAGGUUCAUAGAGAGAAGGUCCAUCAAAGUAGCAUAAACAGAGUUGCAGAAGGAGGAUUAGAAAUUGAAUUUUGGUUUAAAAUAUAUACGUCGAGAGAUUGAAGAUGGAGGGAUAAAAAGUUGGUUGUACAACGGAGAGUGGAAACUAUUGGCUCUUUAGGUGUUAUGGUUGUUGCAACUACCACAACCUAUGUUUAUGUUAAAAUAAGGAAUCAUUGAUUGAUUUACUAAAGUUAAGGUCGAUUCACUAUUCAAACUACUGGAACCUGUAGUUAAGGAGUGUCUAAUUUUGUGCCUCAUUACUUUGAUGGAGUCUAUUAGUAUAUUGGAUGUAACUCUAAUUUUGUCAUUUGCUCUCAAGUUUUGAUGGUCAACCCCAAACCACACUGGACGCAACACAGCUUUGACCAAGACCAUAUCAAAUUGAAUCUAAUAUGUCUUGGACCUUCAUCCUACCAAUCAUACAAGUUCAAAAGAAAAAUGUUCUUAUGGGACAUUUCAAUCGAACUUCAUCGGAUCCCACCAGAUCGAUUGCACUUAUGGUCCAAUGUUGGAUUCUAUGAUUUGUUUCAUUAAUGGACCGUGUUUCUAAUGAAUAUAAACAAUCAACUAUGAACAUGCAUAAUGUUAAUCGGCCAACGGGCCGAGUUAUAAGCUAGUUAUUAUACCACCUAAAUAUUAUUAUAAUCGUUUUAUCGAGUUAAAAGUCGAGCGGAAUCUCGCACUUUCUAGCCGAAUUAGAAUGCAGCCACAAUGACGGCAAGUGUUAAGCUCAGGAGCCCAACAUCAUAUCCAGUCGCUAAAGUUCAUUUGUCUGUAGCGAGACCAGUCCAAGCCCAAUUAGGCUCGGAGAUGAAGUGGAGUUGGGCCUUAGGAUUAGCUGUUCAAUGCAUAAUGGUGGUCCAUGGGCUGGCUGGCGCCUCCACCAACUAUAACAACGAUUUUUAGUUUCGCGCUGGCGUGGCGCCUCCACCGACGCCGUUAAUUCCACCACGCUGAUAAAUAAAUGCUCAUUGUUUCCACCUUUUUUUUCCGGCGAACAUAAUCGAUUCUCUCAGGCAUAUCAGCUAAUCGACGAUCGACCUUCUUGAUCGAGAGCCGACUAACCGAAUUCGAUACUAGUAUCGAAGCGUUAACCUUUGUUUGAGUGUACCGUGGAGGGAUUUUCCCGUUGCUGUGUUGCAGAUCGAUUCGUGUAGUUGCGGAGGAGGAGGAACGAAAAGAUAAAUUAGAUUGUGGGUUGAUUGCAUUAGCGGGGGAAUUCGAAAGUCGGGGAGUGAUGGAGAAGGAGCGAAUCAGGAAGCGUCCUCGGCUUGCAUGGGAUGUUGGUCCGCUCGAAGGAGAGGCUCAACGGGCUGAAAAGCAUGUAUCGCCACCAAAAAGGGUUGAUGAUCGUGAAGGUCAUUAUGUCUUCAGCCUGGGGGAGAAUCUCACUCCUAGAUACAAAAUUCUCAGUAAGAUGGGUGAAGGCACCUUCGGCCGAGUUCUGGAAUGUUGGGAUAGGAAUACACGGGAAUUCGUGGCUAUUAAGGUGAUCCGCUCCAUUAGCAAAUAUCGCGAUGCAGCAAUGAUUGAGAUUGAUGUUCUUCAACUUCUUGCUCGGAAUGAUAAAUCCAGCUCUCGCUGUGUGCAAAUUCAAAACUGGUUUGAUUACCGCAAUCAUAUCUGUAUUGUCUUUGAGAAGCUUGGACCAAGUUUAUAUGAUUUCCUUAAGAGAAAUAAAUACUGCUCAUUCCCUGUGGAUCUUGUUCGGGAAUUUGGACGCCAGCUUUUGGAAUCUGUAGCAUAUAUGCAUGAUUUACAACUGAUUCACACUGACCUGAAGCCGGAGAAUAUACUUCUUGUCUCUUCUGAUCACAUAAAGCUUCCAGCGACCAAGAGAGCAUCUUCAGAUGAAACACAUUAUAGGUGGUUGCCAAAGUCGAGUGCCAUUAAGCUGAUUGAUUUUGGUAGUACUGCAUAUGAUAAUAAGAACCAUAGCUCCAUUGUUUCUACAAGACAUUACAGAGCCCCUGAGAUUAUCCUAGGUUUAGGAUGGAGUUACCCUUGUGACAUCUGGAGUGUUGGUUGCAUACUCAUAGAGUUAUGCACGGGUGGAGCACUAUUCCAGACACAUGAGAACUUAGAACAUUUAGCAAUGAUGGAGAGGGUAUUAGGACCUUUGCCAGAGCACAUGAUUUCUAAGGCUAAUCGGGGAGCCGAAAAAUAUUUCAGGAAAACUAGAUUGAAUUGGCCAGAAGGAGCAGUUUCUAGGGAGAGUAUUAGAGCUGUGAGGAAGCUUGACAACUUAAAGGAAAUGGUGUAUCGACACACAGAGAGCUCUAGAACCUUGCUCGUCGAUCUGCUGCGCGGACUGCUUAAAUACGAUCCAUCAGAACGAUUAACUGCCAGAGAUGCUCUGGAUCAUCCAUUUUUCAGGAAUCCAAUUUGAGAAGAAGAUAACCCAUACCGUUAGACUUUGCGGAGUGUGUAGCUAGAUAAAGUGGGUUCCUCUUUCUUGUACUUGCACUGUAUGUUAAUUAAUGAAAUCGUAGUCUUGCCUUCUUCCAGCCAAACCAUGAUUGCUUUAAGAUUUAGAAUAGCGUUUGCAAUCCAAGUCCGCUGAUUGCGUCUGUGUUUCAGACAAUCUGCGUGAAUUAGCACAUGAAUCUCAGUAACACUCGAAAGGCAUUGCACAAUCUCAAAGAUUGCUGGAUGCGUGAAGCUAGUAAUUUGGUUCUGUCCGAGUUGAGCCGAUUUUUGAGUAGAGAGAUAAAGCCAUAUUAGAGAACACAGACACGUCAAAGAAACAAAUUUUCAUUGC